AAGAAGAAAAAGAAAAAGAACGAGCCCGCGGGGAAGUGACUUCCGCACGUUUCCGGCCUGCCUGUCUGUCCGCGUCAGUCCGUCCGGUGGUGAGCCGCCCCCGGCCCGGCCCGCACGGCCCUCCUCCGCACGCCGCCGCGCCGCGUGGCAGCCCCGCGCCCCGCCGGCCGCACCACGUGUCCGGCUGCCCUUCGCCGGCACCGGCAAAGAUUUAGUUUCCCCCUUCCCGGGCCGCUGUAAUUGUAAACCGCCGGGAGCCCGGGGCCUAUAUUUAUCGAGAAACGCGUGUCCCCAAGGCCGCCGUGAGCGCAGCAUCUGUCUGCCUCUUAGAAAUUUUUUUCCCGCCCCCUUUGCAAGGGGAAUUCCCAACUUUAAUUUUUAUUUUUACGCUCCAGCCCAGGACAGCUGGAGAGUACAAACUCCAGGAGAGGGCCAUAUUGUUUUUUUUUGAAAGCCUUUUGUCUUGGGGGCUUUUGCGGUUCCGUGCAAGUCGUCCUCGCACUCGCAUCCCGCCUGCUCCAGCCUCUCCCGGCGUCGCUGGUGCCACCUGUGCGCUGCGGCGCGGGCCACGGCUCCUCGGAGCCCCUUUUGUCCUGCAGUGGGUCCUGUAAGAAGUCCUCCUGGCGGGGCUCGGGGUGGUGGGGGGUGGGGAGAUGAACGCUGCGGCCAGCAGCUACCCCAUGGCCUCCCUGUACGUGGGUGACCUGCACUCGGAUGUCACCGAAGCCAUGCUAUAUGAAAAGUUCAGUCCUGCGGGGCCUGUGCUGUCCAUCCGGGUCUGCCGCGAUAUGAUCACCCGCCGCUCUCUGGGUUAUGCCUACGUCAACUUCCAGCAGCCAGCUGACGCUGAGAGAGCCUUGGACACCAUGAACUUUGAUGUGAUUAAGGGAAAACCAAUCCGGAUCAUGUGGUCUCAGAGGGAUCCCUCUCUGAGAAAGUCUGGUGUAGGGAAUGUCUUCAUCAAGAACCUGGACAAAUCUAUAGACAACAAGGCACUUUAUGAUACUUUUUCAGCCUUUGGAAACAUCCUGUCCUGUAAGGUGGUCUGUGAUGAGAACGGUUCUAAGGGUUAUGCUUUUGUCCACUUCGAGACCCAAGAGGCUGCCGACAAGGCCAUCGAGAAGAUGAAUGGCAUGCUCCUCAAUGACCGCAAAGUGUUUGUGGGCAGAUUCAAGUCUCGCAAAGAGCGUGAAGCUGAGCUUGGAGCCAAGGCCAAGGAAUUCACCAAUGUUUAUAUCAAAAACUUUGGGGAAGAAGUGGAUGAUGAUAAUCUGAAAGAGCUAUUCAGCCAGUUUGGUAAAACCUUAAGUGUCAAGGUGAUGAGAGAUCCCAGUGGGAAAUCCAAAGGCUUUGGCUUUGUGAGUUACGAGAAACACGAGGACGCCAAUAAGGCUGUGGAAGAAAUGAAUGGAAAAGAAAUGAGUGGGAAGGCCAUAUUUGUAGGCCGUGCACAGAAAAAAGUAGAACGUCAGGCUGAACUAAAGCGGAAGUUUGAGCAGCUGAAGCAGGAGCGAAUUAGUCGGUACCAGGGAGUGAAUCUCUACAUUAAGAACUUGGAUGACACCAUUGACGAUGAGAAACUGAGGAAAGAGUUUUCUCCUUUUGGCUCCAUCACCAGCGCUAAGGUGAUGCUAGAAGAUGGAAGGAGCAAAGGGUUUGGCUUCGUCUGCUUCUCCUCUCCGGAAGAGGCCACCAAAGCAGUCACGGAGAUGAACGGGCGAAUUGUGGGCUCCAAGCCGCUCUACGUUGCCCUGGCCCAGAGGAAGGAAGAGCGGAAGGCCCACCUGACCAACCAGUACAUGCAGCGGGUGGCCGGCAUGAGGGCGCUCCCUGCCAGUGCCAUCUUAAAUCAGUUCCAGCCUGCGGCCGGCGGCUACUUUGUGCCAGCGGUUCCGCAGGCUCAGGGCAGACCUCCAUAUUACACACCUAACCAGCUAGCACAGAUGAGGCCUAAUCCACGCUGGCAGCAAGGCGGGAGACCUCAAGGCUUCCAAGGAAUGCCAAGUGCUAUACGGCAGUCUGGGCCUCGUCCAGCUCUUCGCCAUCUGGCUCCAACUGGUAAUGCUCCGGCCUCUCGUGGCCUUCCUACUUCCACUCAGAGAGUCGGGUCUGAGUGCCCGGACCGCUUGGCUAUGGACUUUGGUGGGGCUGGUGCCGCCCAGCAAGGGCUGACUGACAGCUGCCAGUCUGGAGGUGUUCCUGCUGCUGUGCCAAGCCUUGCACCCCGCGCCGCUGCCGCCGCCGUUGCUGCUGCUCCCAGGGCUGUGGCUCCGUACAAAUACGCCUCCAGUGUCCGCAGCCCUCACCCUGCCAUUCAGCCACUGCAGGCACCACAGCCUGCAGUUCAUGUCCAGGGGCAGGAGCCGCUGACUGCCUCGAUGCUGGCUGCAGCUCCCCCCCAGGAACAGAAGCAGAUGCUGGGGGAGCGUUUGUUCCCACUCAUCCAAACAAUGCAUUCAAAUCUGGCUGGAAAGAUCACAGGGAUGCUGCUGGAAAUCGACAACUCGGAGCUGCUCCACAUGCUGGAGUCCCCCGAGUCUCUCCGGUCCAAGGUGGAUGAAGCUGUGGCAGUUCUGCAGGCUCAUCAUGCCAAGAAAGAAGCCGCCCAGAAGGUGGGCACUGUUGCUGCUGCUGCUACCUCUUAGACAAGGAAAAAGAGUCAAAAGCCAAAUAACCCCUCCUGGCAUUCAGCUAAGGUUUGAAGACUUCCUAGUUUGUCUGUGGACCUGCACAACAAGAGCUACAAGUUGCAAAUUCAAUAGGUCAUUUUGUAUCAAAAGGUCAAUUAUGAGGCACCUAGAAUUUUUCAAUUAUAAGAAUAUAUUCUCUGGGUUCUGCUACGGCCCAGGUGGUAACUUUUUUUUUUCUUUUCUAUUGGGGGGUUCUGAUUUUUUUCCCCCUCCCAGAAAUUGGUUUUGAUGUACCCAAGACUUUAAG
Messenger RNA from Peromyscus eremicus (cactus mouse), 2937 nucleotides. RefSeq names its product poly(A) binding protein cytoplasmic 4 (gene Pabpc4). The coding region runs from base 654 to 2645 and encodes 663 amino acids. The transcript has 16 exons. Gene Ontology annotation, molecular function: mRNA 3'-UTR binding; poly(A) binding; poly(U) RNA binding. Gene Ontology annotation, cellular component: nucleus; cytosol; ribonucleoprotein complex. NCBI's taxonomy places the organism in Eukaryota, Metazoa, Chordata, Mammalia, Rodentia, Cricetidae. The record is from RefSeq and is a predicted model, not a curated record.